CCGGACUAACGUGGAGGUCGUGGGCUGCAGGUCUUCGGAACAAGCUCACCAGGGAGCGGGAGGCCAAGCGACCGGAGUCAGAGUCGCAGUCGCAGUCUAGGGACAGGAGCAGGAGCCUGAGCCGGAGAGCGCCACCCGCCCACCCGUCGCCGCCCGCGCACCCGGCGCUGCCAGAGCCUCCCGCGCAGCGCGGCCAUGGAGCCCAGCAGCAAGAAGCUGACGGGCCGCCUCAUGCUGGCUGUGGGAGGGGCAGUGCUUGGCUCCCUGCAGUUUGGCUACAACACUGGAGUCAUCAAUGCCCCCCAGAAGGUGAUUGAGGAGUUCUACAACCAGACGUGGAUCCACCGCUACGGGGAGCACAUUUCACCCUCCACACUCACCACACUGUGGUCCCUUUCCGUGGCCAUCUUCUCUGUGGGGGGAAUGAUUGGCUCCUUCUCUGUGGGGCUUUUUGUUAACCGCUUUGGACGGCGAAAUUCAAUGCUGAUGAUAAACCUGCUGGCUUUUGUGUCUGCUGUGCUCAUGGGCUUCUCGAAAUUGGGCAAAUCCUUUGAGAUGCUCAUCCUAGGCCGCUUCGUCAUCGGUGUGUACUGCGGCCUGACCACAGGCUUCGUGCCCAUGUACGUCGGGGAAGUGUCCCCCACAGCCCUUCGAGGGGCCCUGGGUACGCUGCAUCAGCUGGGCAUCGUCGUCGGCAUCCUCAUCGCCCAGGUGUUUGGCCUGGACUCCAUCAUGGGCAACGAGGAGCUGUGGCCCCUGCUGCUGAGCAUCAUCUUCAUCCCAGCCCUGCUGCAGUGCGUUCUGCUGCCCUUCUGCCCUGAGAGCCCCCGCUUCCUGCUCAUCAACCGCAACGAGGAGAACCGGGCCAAGAGUGUUCUGAAGAAGCUACGCGGGACAGCGGACGUGACCCGCGACCUGCAGGAGAUGAAGGAAGAGAGCCGGCAGAUGAUGCGGGAAAAGAAGGUCACCAUCCUUGAGCUGUUCCGCUCACCUGCCUAUCGCCAGCCCAUCCUUAUCGCCGUGGUGCUGCAGCUGUCCCAGCAGCUGUCAGGCAUCAAUGCUGUUUUCUAUUACUCCACAAGCAUCUUUGAGAAGGCGGGCGUGCAGCAGCCUGUGUACGCCACCAUCGGCUCCGGCAUUGUCAACACGGCCUUCACCGUCGUGUCGCUGUUUGUGGUGGAACGAGCUGGCCGGCGGACCCUGCACCUCAUAGGCCUGGCUGGCAUGGCAGGCUGUGCUGUGCUCAUGACCAUCGCACUGGCGCUGCUGGAGCAGCUGCCCUGGAUGUCCUACCUGAGCAUCGUGGCCAUCUUUGGCUUUGUGGCCUUCUUUGAAGUGGGUCCUGGCCCCAUUCCCUGGUUCAUCGUAGCAGAACUCUUCAGCCAGGGUCCUCGCCCAGCUGCCAUUGCCGUUGCUGGCUUCUCCAACUGGACCUCGAAUUUCAUUGUGGGCAUGUGCUUCCAGUAUGUAGAGCAACUGUGUGGUCCUUAUGUCUUCAUCAUCUUCACUGUGCUCCUGGUUCUGUUCUUCAUCUUCACCUACUUCAAAGUUCCUGAGACAAAAGGCCGGACCUUCGAUGAAAUUGCUUCCGGUUUCCGACAGGGGGGUGGCAGCCAAAGUGACAAGACGCCCGAGGAGCUGUUCCACCCUUUGGGGGCUGAUUCCCAAGUGUGAGGUGCCCACACCACCAGCCCGGCCUGCUCCCAGCAGCCCCAAGAUCUCUUGAAGCACCGGCAAUUGGAUGAAAUAUCCAAACUGACAGAUCUCAGCAAAGCCGGGCCUGGGGCUCCUUUCUUCAGCAAACAGUGACAUCCAGAAGAAUAUUAAGGACUUUCACAGCUCUAGGACUUUAACAGAAACAAGACUGUUGCUCAGAUCUAUUCAGACAAGCAACAGAUUUUAUAAUUUUUUUAUUACUGAUUUUGUUAUUAUUUUUUUUAUCAGCCAGAGUCUCCUGCACCCACACCCCAGCCUCACCCUGAAUGGCUCAGUGCCUGAGGGUGGGGACCACGCCCUGCCUAGACAUUUGCCUUCUGCACCAAUCUAAUCCAUAGGGCUGGACCUAUGACCAUGGACACACUAAUCAAACCAUGAACUAGGAGGCUUCUACCCCAAAAGGUGGCUGUGGCCACUGCCUUCUGUGGGCCUGGAUCUCCCCACCCUAGGAGGUCAAGCUCCAUUAGGAUUUGCCCAUUCCCAUCUCUGCCUACUCAACCAACCACUCAAAUUAAUCUUUCCUUGCCUGAGACUGAGAGCACUGGAGUGCAGGAAGGAGAGGGGAAGGGCCAGACUGGGCUGCCAGGUUCUAGUCUCCUCUGCACUGAGGGCCAGAUAAUCGCCAUGAGAGGAGAGCCAUGGGAGGCCAAGAACUCACUGCUCAAGAAGACAUGGACACUCCUGCCCUGCUGUGUAUAGAUAGAAGAUAUUUAUAUAUAUUUUUUUGGUUGUCAAUAGUAAAUACAGACACUAAGUUAUAGUAUAUCUGGACAAACCAACUUGUAAAUACACCACCUUACUCCCUCUGUAACUUACCUAAACAGAUAUAAAUGGCUGGUUUUUAGAAACAC
Molecule: messenger RNA, 2567 nt
Organism: Manis javanica (Malayan pangolin)
Lineage: Eukaryota; Metazoa; Chordata; Mammalia; Pholidota; Manidae
Gene: SLC2A1
Product: solute carrier family 2 member 1
Biological process (GO): response to insulin; dehydroascorbic acid transport
Cellular component (GO): basolateral plasma membrane; plasma membrane; apical plasma membrane
Molecular function (GO): D-glucose transmembrane transporter activity
Source: RefSeq, a predicted model, not a curated record